Messenger RNA from Myotis davidii, 559 nucleotides. Its product is annotated as fer-1-like protein 4. NCBI's taxonomy places the organism in Eukaryota, Metazoa, Chordata, Mammalia, Chiroptera, Vespertilionidae. Gene Ontology annotation, biological process: plasma membrane organization. The transcript has 3 exons. The record is from RefSeq and is a predicted model, not a curated record. The coding region runs from base 34 to 432 and encodes 132 amino acids.
CUGCUGUUCCCAGACGGGGCCAACUUCACUUCCAUGGAUGGGGAAGCCCAGGGCCAGGGUGAGGCUGAAGUCAAAGACUCCGUGUCCCUGAAAAAAGCAAUUGCCACUCUGAAGAUCUACAACAGGUCCCUGGAGGAAGAGUUUGACCACUUUGAAGACUGGCUGAAUGUGUUUCCCCUGUAUCGAGGGCAAGGGGGUCAGGAUGGAGAUGGAGAGGAAGAAGGUUCUGGGCACCUUGUGGGCAAGUUUAAGGGCUCCUUCCUCAUUUAUCCUGAAUCAGAGGCAAUGCCAUUUUUUGAGCCCAAAAUCUCCCGGGGAAUCCCACAAAACCGGCCCAUCAAGCUCUUGGUCAGAGUAUAUGUCGUAAAGGUGAGCACUCAUCACCCCAGCAUGCCUCCAGCAAAGGCAACAUACAUGAAACCUAUAGACUGAAGGAUUUGGAGGAACCUUAGGCAUCAGCACCCACCUUCUUUAUUCUCAGGUGGGAAAUUUUAGGCACAAAGUUAUGAGACUCCCCAGGGUUACGGCAGCACCAGAAUUUAGAGCUGAGGUCCUCUGA